Molecule: messenger RNA, 2822 nt
Organism: Purpureocillium takamizusanense
Lineage: Eukaryota; Fungi; Ascomycota; Sordariomycetes; Hypocreales; Ophiocordycipitaceae
Gene: GLS93
Product: Exo-1,4-beta-D-glucosaminidase
Exons: 1
Coding region: 100-2772 (890 amino acids)
Biological process (GO): carbohydrate metabolic process
Molecular function (GO): hydrolase activity, hydrolyzing O-glycosyl compounds
Source: RefSeq, a predicted model, not a curated record
CACGGCUCGUCGCCCCGGACAUGAUGCCGAAAUGUCACGCGCUUCGCCUCUACGUAGCGUCUGCCAACAGCAACUCUCUACUAGACCCUGGUCUAGGCGAUGCCAGUCAGCAUGCUCGGACACGCGCUCGCUGGCGCCGCCCUGCUGGGCCUCGCCUCGUCGAACCCCAUCGUCUCGCAAGCAGGACAACGUGUGGCGAUCCCCAACUGGGACCUGCAGCCUGCAAGCGGUGUUCACGGAUCGCUCGACGCCGUGUCGAAACCAGGCCACGAUACUUCAGCAUGGAACCACAUCCCGCUACCGAGAUGCACGAUCCUCGGCUGCCUCCUGGGCGCGGGAAAGUACAAGGACUCGGAGAUUUGGUUCUCUGACAACAUGAACAAGUUUGACUGGGGCCAGUUCCUGCAGCCGUGGGUGUAUCGCAACGAAUUCGCACUCGCUGGCAAAGCCGACAAGGGCCAGCACUACUUCCUGGAAACAAAUGGCAUCAGCUCGCGCGCGGACCUGUACUUUAACGGGAAGAAGAUCGCGGACAAGGCGGCCCAGGCGGGUAGCUUUGGCGGGCAUACGUACGACAUCACGUCUCUGGUCGGGCAGAAGAAUGCGCUCGCCGUCAACGUGUAUCCGUCUGAUUUCAACUACGAUCUCGUGCAGGGAUUUGUAGAUUGGAACCCGCACGCGCCGGACAACGGCUCGGGCAUCUGGCGCGACAUCGUCGUCAAGCAGACGGGUUCCGUGGCCAUGGGCCCCGUGAGUGUCUCGGUCGACAUGGACGUGCCCGUGGAGAAGAGCCGGGCCACCGUCACCGUCCGUGCGACGGCACGCAACUUGGAGAGUCACGACGUCAAGUUCGUGGCACGUUCCGUCGUCAAGGGCCCCUUGGGGUGCAAGGGGCUUACCGAAGACAAGACCAUCACGCUGCGCGCCGGCGAGACCCAGACGGUCGCCAUCGUGCACCGCAUCGACAAGCCCAAGAUCUGGUGGCCCAAGACAUGGGGGGCCCAACCCCUGUAUAAGUCGACGCUUACCUUUUCCGUGGACUCGAAGCUGUCCGAUACCUCGAGCCAGCGCUUCGGUGUGCGAACGGUGACCUCACGUGUCAACUCGUACAACGACACCAUUUUCUCUGUCAACGGGCACCCGUUCCAGGUCAUUGGCGGAGGUUACUCGCCCGACCACUUCUUCCGAUGGGACGACAACGGGAAGCGGUGGGAGGACAUCGUGCGAUACUCGCUCGACAUGGGCCUGAAUACGAUCCGUCUCGAAGGCAUGAUGGAGCACCCGCAGCUGUACGAGAUUGCCGAUGAGAUGGGCAUGAUGAUUAUCGCGGGCUGGGUAUGCUGCUCAAAGUGGGAGAGCUGGGAGUACAACCAUGAGCUGCAGAUUGACCCCGUGCCGCUAUGGACCGACAACGACUAUGACACGGCCAACGCGAGCAUGCGACACGAGGCCGCGAUGCUGCAGCCGCACCCGAGCAUGCUCGCCUACUUCGUGGGCAGUGACUUCUGGCCCAACGAUCGUGCCGUCAAGAUCUAUGCCGAUGCCCUGCACGGGGCUAGCUGGCAGGUCCCUAUCAUUGCUUCCGCUAGCAAGAGGGGUUUCCCGGCACUCCUCGGCCCCGGUGGCAUGAAGAUGGAUGGUCCCUACGACUGGGUGCCGCCCAACUACUGGUAUGACACGGAGCCGUCCAAGGACCGAAAGGGCGCAGCCUUCGGCUUUGGAUCGGAGCUGGGUGCCGGCGUGGGCACCCCUGAGAAGGGGAGUCUGGUGCAAUUCCUCACCAAGAGCGAGAUGGAAGAGCUCUGGACCAAGCCGAACAAGAACAUGUUCCAUAUGUCGACAAACAUGUCCUCGUUUUACAACCGGCAGAUUUACAACGAGGGUCUCUUUCAGCGCCUCGGUAAGCCGACCUCACUCGACGACUAUCUCCUCAAAGCGCAGAUCAUGGACUUUGAGGCGACGCGCGCACAGCACGAGGGCUAUGCCUCACAGUGGAAUGCCAAACGCCCCGCUACGGGCACCAUCUACUGGAUGCUCAACAACGCGUGGCCGAGCUUGCACUGGAACCAAUUCGACCACUAUAUGCACCCAGCUGGCUCCUACUUCGGCACCAAAGUCGGUGCGCGCCUGGAACAUGCCGCGUAUGACUACGUCCGCCAGAGCGUGUGGGUGAUUAACCGCUCGCUCAGCAAGGACGGCGCGCGCACUGUUGACGCCGAGCUCAUGAGCCUGGACGGCAAGGUCCUCGACAAGCAAUCGCUACACAUCACCGGCAAGGCCAACACAGCGGCCAGCGCGGGCAAGCUCAAGGCGGUCAGCAAGAUCAAGGGCGUUGCCUUCCUCCGCCUCGUGCUCAAGGACGGGGCGGGCAAGGCGCUGGGCCGCAACGUGUACUGGCUCGCCGACGCGGGCGGCGUGGACGAGCUGAACUGGCCCAACUCGACGUGGUAUCACACCCCCGUGACCAAGUUUGCCGACUACUCCUCGCUGUUCUCGAUGAAGUCGGCGCAGGUGUCGCUCACCAAGGGCAAGUCAGGGGGCGAUGGCUCACACGGGCUCGUCCUGGAGAACAAGGCGCGCGUGCCGGCCUUUUUCGUGCGCUUGAACCUCGUCGAUGCAAAGGGCGCAGAUGUCAACCCUGUCGUCUGGUCGGAUAACUAUGUGACGCUGUGGCCGGGCGAAAAGUUGGAGCUGGACGUGAGCUUCAGGGGGCCGGGCGCCAAGGUGCAGAUCAGCGGUGGCAACGUCAAGGCUGCGGAAGUCUCAUUGUAGACUCGGCGUUUUCCAAUUCACAUGAGAUCGAUGUUAUAAUACAAAGCGAU